Molecule: messenger RNA, 498 nt
Organism: Ornithodoros turicata
Lineage: Eukaryota; Metazoa; Arthropoda; Arachnida; Ixodida; Argasidae
Product: protein FAM200C-like
Exons: 1
Coding region: 1-498 (165 amino acids)
Source: RefSeq, a predicted model, not a curated record
AUGGCACUGGAAACAGCGAAGCAAAAAAAGACACACACCAUUGGCGAAACCUUGAUAAAACCUUGUGCCCUCAAGAUGGUUGAAAUAUUGUUGGGUAAGGAGCAAGAGCGGAAACUGGCAGCUGUUCCUCUCAUAAACAGCACUGUUCAAAGACGAAUAAGUGACAUGGCUGACGACAUCAGGGAUCAAGUUGUUCAGCAGAUAAAAUCAUCAGCAUUUGGACUCUUCUCAAUUCAGCUGGACGAGUCUACUGAUGUCGCAUCAUGCUCCCAGCUGCUGGUGUUCGCCAGAUAUGUGGAUGUGGCUUCAUUUACAGAGGAGUUCCUCUUUUGCUCUACGUUAGAAACUACAACAAGAGCCUCAGAUGUCUUCGAAAAAGUGUCCUCAUUCUUCAAGUCAAAUGGCCUUUCAUGGAACAACGUCUGCGGUUGCUGUAUGGCCGGAGCGCCGGCUAUGCUUGGGUCGAAAUCGGGUUUUCAGGCUGCCGUGAAAAAGUGA